This is a messenger RNA of Funneliformis geosporum, 174 nucleotides long. Lineage: Eukaryota; Fungi; Glomeromycota; Glomeromycetes; Glomerales; Glomeraceae. The record is from the annotation of a GenBank genome assembly.
AAGAUGAUGAAUAUCAGGAGGAUUCUGAUUCUACAUUUAUAUCUCGAAGACGUGUAAAUAGGUAUAAAAAUCGACCAAAACCCAACAUAAAUCUUUCUGAUGACAAUUCUGAACAAAGUGUUGAUGAGCCUUCUGAAUCUUCUGAAUUUACUACCGAAGAUGACAAUAUUUCAG